AUAAAACCAACCAAAGCCCUAGUAAGAAAGUUUAAUCAAAAGCCCUACAAAAUUGAUUUCUCUCCAUCACAUUGGCGCCACCCCUACACCACGCCGAUUUCUUCUCCAACGCCGCCGUUCACACCAGCCCUCCGCACUCUGUGAUAAACUGCCGAGAGCAUGGGGAAGGACGGGGAAGGCGGCGAGCAGCCGCACAAGUCUCAUAGGGUUCGAAAAUCUGGAGCUUCCGCCAAGAAGAAAUCCAAGUCGAAGCCGAAUUCAACCGAAGGCCUUUCUAAGGAGCUGCAGAAGAUAAACAACCCUAAGGCAUUUGCAUUCACUUCUUCUAAGAAAGCCAAGCGGCUCCAAUCACGAGCUACAGAGAAGGAACAGAAAAGGCUUCAUUUACCAACAAUUGAUCGGAAUAUAGGAGAACCCGCUCCAUUUGUUGUUGUAGUCCAGGGACCUCCACAGGUGGGGAAGUCAUUGUUGAUCAAGUGUCUGGUAAAACAUUACACAAAGCACAACUUACCUGAAGUCCAAGGACCAAUUACUAUCGUGUCAGGCAAACAACGGAGGUUGCAGUUCGUGGAGUGUCCAAAUGAUAUCAAUGGGAUGAUAGAUUGUGCCAAAUUUGCUGAUUUAGCUUUGCUACUUAUUGAUGGGAGCUAUGGCUUUGAGAUGGAAACAUUUGAGUUUCUUAACAUAUUACAAAACCAUGGAUUUCCCAGAGUAAUGGGUGUUCUUACUCACCUGGACAAGUUUGAGGAUGUAAAAAAACUUAAGAAAACAAAACAACGACUCAAGCACCGUUUUUGGACUGAGAUCUAUGAUGGAGCAAAAUUAUUUUACUUAUCUGGCCUUAUUCAUGGAAAGUACACCAAACGUGAAGUACAUAACCUAGCAAGGUUUAUUUCUGUAAUGAAAUUCCCCCCCUUGUCAUGGAGAGCUUCUCACCCUUACAUCUUAGUAGAUCGUUUUGAAGAUGUCACACCCCCAGAGAAGGUUCACAUGAAUAGCAAAUGUGACAGAAAUGUUACGUUGUAUGGAUACUUACGAGGCUGCAAUCUGAAGAAGGGUACACGGGCACAUAUUGCUGGCGUGGGUGAUUAUCAUUUGUCUGGAGUUACAGCAUUGGCCGAUCCUUGCCCUCUUCCCUCAGUUGCCAAAAGAAGGGGCUGCGUGAUGGAAAAGCUAUUUUAUGCCCCUAUGUCUGGAUUAGGGGAACUACUUUAUGACAAAGAUGCUGUCUAUAUAAACAUAAAUGAUCACUUUGUACAGUUUCUAAGUGACGGAGCUAAUCCAGAAGGGACAGAAAAAGGAAAACAACGUGAUGUUGGUGUUGAAUUGGUUAAAUCAUUGCAGAACACUAAAUAUUCUGUCGAUGAGAAGUUGGAAAAAAGUAAUAUCUCAGUUUUUGGGAAAAAGCCUCACAUAUCUGAGGCUCCAGAAGCGGUUGGUCGGGAUGUGCUAUUGGAGCCUGUAGAUCACUAUGAAUCUGACAUUAAAGAUGAAGAUAGUGAUUCAGAUGAAGAGGAUGAUACUGAUGAUGAAAAUGAUCCGGAAUCCUUAGAGAAAGAUCAUUCGACACAAAGCAACUAUAAGGAAGAGUUUGAUUUGGAUAGGGGAAGGGUGAGGAGAAAAGCUGUUUUUGAAAAUGAAAUGGAUAUUGAUAAUAAGGUAAUUUUUUUGCUAGUAACUAUACAUUCAGAUCUGACUUCUUCUAGUGCUAAGUCUGGAUCGGUUUCAUUGCUAUCACGAGUCAAGUGA
Salvia splendens (bonfire salvia) is the source of this 1749-nucleotide messenger RNA. RefSeq names its product ribosome biogenesis protein BMS1 homolog. Gene Ontology annotation, biological process: ribosome biogenesis; maturation of SSU-rRNA from tricistronic rRNA transcript (SSU-rRNA, 5.8S rRNA, LSU-rRNA); endonucleolytic cleavage of tricistronic rRNA transcript (SSU-rRNA, 5.8S rRNA, LSU-rRNA). The record is from RefSeq and is a predicted model, not a curated record. Gene Ontology annotation, molecular function: GTP binding; GTPase activity; U3 snoRNA binding. Lineage: Eukaryota; Viridiplantae; Streptophyta; Magnoliopsida; Lamiales; Lamiaceae. Gene Ontology annotation, cellular component: 90S preribosome; nucleus.